AUGCCUAAACACUCUCGAGCUGCGAGCUCAUCUCAGAACCGCUACAAUGCGGGUAUCCCAGUCUCUCUCGCCCCAUCUCCUCUAUACAACCAGCAGCGCAUGACCAUGCCCAACUACUACGGCAUGGGAACCACUGCUUCUUCUUCUAUCCCUCUUCAGUCACAACCUCAACAACCUACAUACGAACCCUACGCUACAACCUCCGCACCGCCUGUCUCUGUCCCUGCCCCUGUUCAACAAAGACCCAGCUCUGGUGCCUGGGGAGCUGCAGAUGACCAGCAACUCCUCACUGCGAGGAUGCAAGGCCUGAACUGGCAGCAGAUCCAGUCGAAUUACUUUCCAUCCAAGACCCCCAAUGCCUGCCGCAAGCGUCAUGAGCGAUUGUUGGAACGCAAGGGCGCUGAUGAUUGGGACAACCUCAAGCUUCAGCGUCUGGCCAAGGAGUACAUGGCUAUGAGAAAGGAGAUCUGGAGUGGUCUUGCAGCCCGAACGGGCGAGAAGUGGAACUGCAUGUCGAAUGGCCUCAAGAAUCUGCAAAGCGCAGCCCGCGCCGCAGCCCGCCGCGACCGUCUCGAGUCCGGCGCUCUCUCAGGGUAUGACGACGACAGCGGCAUCUCCGGCAUGGGCCUGACACCGGUUGACGAACUAGACGCAUCCUAUAGCAGCCCCGAGACCACCGCCUCGUCCGUCGUGGCCUCGGCCAACACGUCCUUCCAGCAGCUCCAGCCUCACCACAUGGCCGCUGCCGUCCAGUACAGCCUCGGAGCCUACGCGCCAGGCUACGGCGGCCACGGAUACUCCUCGAGCGUGAGCUCCCAGGCGAGUGCGGGUCAUCCCUACGGCCAUCAUGGUCACAGCCAGGGGAACAGCCCACAGUACAUGACGCAGCGACCGCAGAGUUCGGAUAUGGGCAUUGGGAAUCUUAUUAACCGUCCAGGAAGAGGUGUUUAA
This is a messenger RNA of Fusarium fujikuroi IMI 58289, 951 nucleotides long. RefSeq lists its product as uncharacterized. The record is from RefSeq and is a predicted model, not a curated record. Bases 1 to 951 code for a protein of 316 amino acids. The transcript has 2 exons. NCBI's taxonomy places the organism in Eukaryota, Fungi, Ascomycota, Sordariomycetes, Hypocreales, Nectriaceae.